UCUCUCUCUCUCUCUCUCUCUCUCUCUCUCUCUCUCUCUCUCUCUCUGUUCCUUCGUCUUCUUUACUGGGUACACUCUUUUCUUCUCUUUAAAGUUUCGAUCUUUUGUGUUGUUUUGUGAAUUUUGAUUCCGUUGUGGUCCAAAGUUUUCGAGAAUUUGAUGGAUCUUAUUGAUUGAGAUUUGAACAACUUCACCUAAAAUUUUAUUCUUCGACUAUAAAGAACAACAGAUUUUGAUACUUGACACUACACACUAGUGUGCUAAUUCAAAAGAUGUUUCGCCGCAAGACUACUUCACAAGCUGAACAAGAGAAUAAUGAGGCAGCUCUCAGAGAGGCAAAGAUCAAAGAGCUGAAGGUUCUCUUAGGUGAGCUCUCUGGAAGGAGUUCACUAUAUUGUUCAGAUCCUUGUCUGAAGAGGUAUCUCGAGGCUAGGAACUGGAAUGUAGGCAAAGCCAAGAAGAUGCUUGAAGAGACGCUGAAAUGGAGAUCAACGUUUAAGCCUGAGGAAAUCCGAUGGGAUGAAGUUUCAGGUGAAGGUGAGACUGGGAAAGUCUACAAAGCUGGAUUCCAUGACAGAAGUGGAAGAACGGUUCUCAUACUCAGACCCGGCUUGCAGAACACUAAGUCUUUGGAGAACCAGAUGAAACACUUAGUGUAUCUCAUUGAGAAUGCUAUUAUGAAUCUCCCUGAUGAUCAAGAACAGAUGUCUUGGCUCAUUGAUUUUACUGACUGGUCACUGAGCACCAAUGUGCCUAUCAAAUCCGCCAGAGAAACUAUCAACAUACUGCAGAAUCAUUACCCUGAGAGACUAGCUGUUGCUUUUCUGUACAAUCCUCCAAGGCUCUUUGAGGCAUUCUGGAAGAUAGUGAAGUAUUUCAUUGAUGCAAAGACAUUCAUCAAGGUGAAGUUUGUUUACCCAAAGAACCCUGAAAGUGUUGAGCUCAUGAGAUCAUUUUUCGAUGAGGAGAACCUCCCAACGGAAUUUGGAGGGAAAGCUUUGUUGCAGUAUAACCAUGAAGACUUCUCUAAGCAAAUGAACCAAGACGAUGUUAAAACUGCAGACUUCUGGGGAUUGGUGCAUAGUAACAACAAUCACCAGCAGCAGUCUAGUAGUGGAUUUUCUGGAGCUGAGAUUGCUCCUGAGCCAAUCCAAACCAACACUUAACCGGUUUUGAAGGCUAUAUAUUGUUGUAACCAAAUGGACUAGUAUAGCUCUUGAUUCUUAGAGGAGAGAGAGAGAGAGGAUGUAAGGUUUAGACUCGGUAUUGAUUUGAAUAAAAGGAUUUGUAUUUACAAGCAACUCUUUGCAAGGGUUGUAAGUGAAUCCACAAUAACACUUUAAACUCAAAAAGCAUUUAUUUACAGGAAGCUUACGAUGCAGACAACAAGUUUUGUUUCUUUCAGUAUCAAUCUCAACAAACACAAGAAGAAGAGAUUGGUUUCUUUCAAAAUUUGAAGGUACAAAGAGAAAGAACACACAUGUAAGAAAUAUUUAUAAUACUACACAGAAGUAUUAGCUAUUAGACUCUAUAGCUUGAAGAUCUGCAGUCAAAAGAGAUUUGCAAUGAAGUGGAGUUAGGGAGGGACAAAUAAGGUGAAGAAUUUUGAAACUAGAUGAGUCUUCUUCUGAAGUUUCUGGUGGUUGAUUGAUAGGUUCGCACCAGAAGGCCAACACCAAUGCCGAGACCUACACAGACACCAAGACCAAUUCCAACACCAACCCUCACACCAGCAUUGAACCACGACAUUUCUCCAUCUUCAACAUCUGUGUACUCUCUUCCCAAAUACAUGUCGUCAUACUCUCCUUCAUAAUCUUGUUUAUAGCUUCCUCCGUAUUCUGUUGCCUACACAC
This is a messenger RNA of Eruca vesicaria subsp. sativa (arugula), 1853 nucleotides long. Lineage: Eukaryota; Viridiplantae; Streptophyta; Magnoliopsida; Brassicales; Brassicaceae. The record is from the annotation of a GenBank genome assembly.